AUGCCUAGAGACCCCUUGAUUGGUAUCGUUGGAAAGCCUUCAAGCGGCAAAUCCACCACGUUGAAUGCUCUGACCGACGCAGAUGCCAAGGUUGGCGCUUUUCCAUUCACAACAAUUGAUCCUAAUAAGGCUACUGGAUACCUUCAGGUCGAGUGUGCAUGCAGCAGGUUUGGAAAAGAGGAGCUUUGUAAGCCAAACUACGGAUGGUGCAAGGCAGGUAAACGGUUUGUGCCAAUCAUGUUGCUCGAUGUUGCUGGUCUGGUUCCAGGGGCUCACGAGGGAAAAGGGCUGGGAAACAAGUUCCUGGAUGACCUCAGACAUGCCGAUGCGUUGAUCCACGUGGUCGAUGUCAGUGGAACAACUAACGCUGAAGGAAAGGCCACCAGGGGUUAUGAUCCCUUGCAGGAUAUUGAAUGGCUGCAAGACGAAAUCAGGCGGUGGAUUGAGGGAAAUUUGCUGAAAAGGUGGGGAUCUAUCGUCAGAAGACACACUGCUACUAAAUCACUUGUGGUGGAUACGAUGCAAGCACAAUUUGCCGGUUAUGGAGCUACAGGUCAGUUGGUAGCGAGGGCAAUGGAGAGGGUCUCUGACUUGCCGCCUCUCCAAGACUGGGACAACGAGUGCAUCACGAAGGUGGUCAAGGCGUUCAUGGCAGAGAAAUUCCCCACGGUACUUAGUUUGAACAAGAUUGAUCACCCCGACGCAGACAAAAACGUUUCCAAGAUCAUGCUCAAACACCCAAAUACCAAGGCCGUGUUGACCUCGGCCAUAACGGAGGUCUUCCUGAGAAAGCUUUCCAAACAGAAGUUUGUAGUGUAUGAUGAAGGCACAGAAUUCGUGGACACUCUUGAGGACUUAGGUCCCGAAUCGGGAUUGAAACCCCUUGAUGAGAAGCUGCUGAACAGGAUAGAAAACAUUAGGGACUUGGUUCUAUACAGGUUCGGUUCCACUGGAGUGGCUCAGGUGUUGAAAGAGGCAGCCGCCGUGCUGGAUCUGAUUCCGGUUUACACGGUGCGGAACAUGACCACUUUCACUGGUAACUCCGGCACCAAUGUGUUCAGAGAUUGCACGUUGAUCAAGAGGGGAACCCAGGUUGGCCAGGUAGCCAGGCACAUCAUGGGCGAAGUAACAGUGGCCUCCAUUGAAGGUGUAGGAGGAAAGAGGGUCAGCGCAGACGACUCCAUCGACGUUGGAAAGAACGACAUCCUAUCCUUCAGACUUGCACAUAGCGGUGGGACUACGAUGAACUUUUGA
This is a messenger RNA of Kuraishia capsulata CBS 1993, 1254 nucleotides long. RefSeq lists its product as uncharacterized. The transcript has a single exon. Gene Ontology annotation, molecular function: GTP binding; ATP hydrolysis activity. Lineage: Eukaryota; Fungi; Ascomycota; Pichiomycetes; Pichiales; Pichiaceae. Gene Ontology annotation, cellular component: cytoplasm. The coding region runs from base 1 to 1254 and encodes 417 amino acids. The record is from RefSeq and is a predicted model, not a curated record.